AUGUCCACAGGACCCAAGCAGCCGGCGGAAGUAAUGGCCACAGCGGAAGUGGCACCAGUAAGGGCGGAAGCAGUGUGCCGGGGCCGGGCUGGGGUGCAGUCCCGACUGGGCUGCCGCCCACUCGGGGCUGCUGCGAUGGAAUUGAACGCCGAAUACCUCCGGGAGAAGCUACAGCGGGAGCUGGAAGCAGAGCAUGUGGACGUGGAGGACACUACCGUCAACCGUUGCGCGUCCAGCUUCCGAGUCCUGGUGGUGUCUUCCAAGUUCGAGGGGAAGCCGCUGCUACAGAGACACCGGCUGGUCAACGCGUGCCUAGCGGAAGAGCUCCCGCGCAUCCAUGCCUUUGAGCAGAAGACCCUGACUCCGGAGCAGUGGACCCGUGAACGACAGAAAUGA
Molecule: messenger RNA, 396 nt
Organism: Orycteropus afer afer
Lineage: Eukaryota; Metazoa; Chordata; Mammalia; Tubulidentata; Orycteropodidae
Gene: BOLA2B
Product: bolA family member 2B
Biological process (GO): intracellular iron ion homeostasis
Cellular component (GO): cytosol; nucleus
Molecular function (GO): 2 iron, 2 sulfur cluster binding
Source: RefSeq, a predicted model, not a curated record